This is a messenger RNA of Paralichthys olivaceus (Japanese flounder), 1567 nucleotides long. The record is from RefSeq and is a predicted model, not a curated record. Lineage: Eukaryota; Metazoa; Chordata; Actinopteri; Pleuronectiformes; Paralichthyidae.
ACCUGUUAGCUGCAGAUGUUCAAGUUCUCGAUCUUUAAACUCGGGUUUGUGUUUUCAGACUCCAUCGCCAACAAGCUUCACAUGCAGAAAGUCUCAGAGUUCGCGUUGUCACCUGGAGGUCAACCCUGCAAGGUGGCUGUCUACGUUCUAGGCAGUAAAGGAGCCCCCUCGUUUGUUCGUCUGUACCAGUACCCGGUGCUGGGCGGACCGACUGCGGCAAUUGCCAACAAGAGCUUCUUUAAGGCGGACAAAGUGCACAUGCAGUGGAACAAGAAAGCCUCCGCGGUUCUGGUGACAGCGAGCGUCGAGGUGGACAAAUCUGGAGCCUCCUACUAUGGCGAGCAGACUCUGCAUUACCUUGGUGUGAACGGAGAAACCGCUCUGGUUCAGCUGUCGAAGAAUGGGCCAAUCUACGAUGUGGUGUGGAGUCCGAACUCUGCAGAGUUCUGUGUGGUGUACGGCUUCAUGCCGGCCAAAGCCACUGUCUUCAACCUCAAAUGUGACCCUGUGUUCGACUUUGGAACGGGACCGAGAAAUGCAGCCUACUACAGUCCUCAGGGACACAUUCUGGUCCUGGCUGGCUUCGGGAACCUGCAGGGUCAGAUGGAGGUCUGGGACGUGAAGAAGUACAAACAGGUGUCCAAACCUCAGGCUCCAGACGCCACCCUUUUCUCCUGGUGUCCUGAUGGCGAACACGUUGUCACGGCGACCUGCUCUCCCAGGCUGCGGGUCAGUAACGGUUAUAAGAUCUGGCACUACACCGGCUCUGUGCUUCAUAAAUGCGACAUAGCUGCUGGUUCGGAGCUGUGGGAGGUUCUGUGGCAGCCGUUCCCUCACGGCAGCUUCCCAGAGCGGCCCGUGAAAUACCAGGCGGCGUGCAGCGAGCUAGGGACCACACAGGCCCCGCCCACUCAGGCUUAUCGCCCACCUGCACUGAGACACCUGCCGGCCUCGGCCAGCACCAAACUGCACGAGGAGGAGCCUCCUCAGAACAUGCGUCCAGGAGAAAAGAACCUUUCAAAAUCAGCUCUGAAGAAUCAGAAGAAACGAGAAGCAAAGAAAGCAGCGAAACAGGAAUCAAAGUCUGAACCAUCGCCUGACCCCGCCCCUGUCACCAACAGCCAAUCAGAGCCGGGCAGCGGUGACCCGGAGACAGACAAGAAGAUUAAGAAUUUAAAGAAGAAACUGAAAGCCAUCGACGAGCUGAAGGAGCAACAGACGUCAGGACAAGUCCUGCAGAAGAACCAGCUGGAGAAGAUCCAGAAGGAGGAGCAGCUUCUGGAGGAGCUGGAGGAGCUCCAGAUCAGACAGUAGGGGGCGGUGCACGAGGGCACGCCUCCAAGUCCCACAAUCCAUCACUCUAAUGAACACUGAGGACCACUAUCUGUUCCUGAACGUUAAUAUUAAAAUGUUUUAGUUUCCUCCACCUGAACUCAAACGAGCAGGGGGUGGGGCUUAUAUAAGAGGCUGUACCCAGUUUAAUACACCUACAUCACCUGUCCAUCACUUCAUCUCUCUGCCUCUGGAAUUCUGGGAAAUGUAGUUCAUUAAAAAAUGAGAUUAAAAG